Messenger RNA from Oncorhynchus masou masou (cherry salmon), 4433 nucleotides. RefSeq names its product protein FAM184B-like. NCBI's taxonomy places the organism in Eukaryota, Metazoa, Chordata, Actinopteri, Salmoniformes, Salmonidae. The record is from RefSeq and is a predicted model, not a curated record.
AGAAACACACAAACCUCUGAGGCAAACCGGAGAGAGAGCAUUACCGGGAAUUUCCUUUUGUUCCAUUAUUCAUUUGGAUCCUAAUAGCUGGUGGAAGUUGUCUCGUGGGGAUUAUGAUGGCUUCGGGUGCCGGUAAAGCCCCGCAGCCCCCCGGGCCAGGCUCCGGUAGCCUUAACGGGACUGCAGCAGACUUACCGAACAUAGAGCAGGAGCUGUAUGACUAUCAGAUGCAUGGCAAGAUGUGCAAGAAGAUAGCUCAGCUAACCAAGGUGAUCUAUUCUCUGAACACCAAGAACGAAGAGCAGGAGGCGGCCCUUCAGGCCGUCAGCCACGCCCACCAGGAAGAGCUGAGGCGGAUUACCACGGGGACGUGUACCGAGGGGGAGGAGUCGGUAGUGCUUAGGACACGCCUCUCAGAGCUGCAGGAAACUCUAGCUCAGGUUCAGGUAGACUUUGAGAGCUACCGUGUCCAGGCAGAGGAGAGGGAUCGUGGGGUAGAGGCAGAGCUUAAGAGGGACUAUGAGGAAAAGCUCCAGGCUCUGGGGCUGGAGAGACAGGAGACCCAGGCCCAACUCAACACGGCCCACGACGAGAGUCUACGACUGGGGAGAGAACUGGAGACGGCUGGGGAGGCUGCGCAGUGCCUGGAGGUUCAAUGUGACGAACUACGGAGGAAAGGAGAAGAGGAGCGAGGGAAAGGGAAGGAGGAGGAGAUGGAGAGAAUGCGACUCCUCUCGGAGGAGGUGAAGACUCUGAGGAAAGGGAAGGAGCAAGCAGAGGAAGAGAGGGAGAGAGCAGUGAGAGAGGAGAGGGAGAAAUGGGAGACGAGGAUGAAGGAGGUGACAGAGGAGAAGGAGGAGUUGAAGAGGAGCAUGGAGGAGGCGCGCAGGGAGGAGAGACGGCAGUGGGAGGAGAGAGAGGAGGAGGAGAAGAGAGGGAUGAGUACAGUACUGAGAGAGAGAGUGAGGAAGGCGGAGGGAGAGAUGGAGGGCAGUCUGCAGCGACUCAACGAGAGCAAGAGACACGCUGCCAAACUACAGGGCAGAAUACAGGACCUGGAGGAGGAGUUGGAGUCGGGGAGGAGGCGUGUCUCGGGGGCAGAGGGUGGGGCUAAGAGGGCAUGGGAGGAGUUAGUCGUGGCCAAAGAGAGACUACUGCUGCAGGAGGAGGAGCUGCAGAGCAAAUCAGAGGAGCUGCUGAGUCGUGGUGUGUGUGAGGGGUGUGUGUGUGUGAACGUGGAGGAGUUGAAAGGUCAGGUGAACAAACUGCAGAGCAGGAACAGAGAGCUGGAGUUGCAGAGCAGCGGGAGAAACAACGACUACGCCAGACAGCAUGCGGAGGCCCUGGCUAGUCUGCGUUCUGAGAUGGUGAGGGCUCAGUCAGAGGAGCUCCGGAGAGAACGGAAACACGCGGUGGUGGAAAAGGAACAAAUGCAGAAAGAGAGAGAAGAAGAGAGAGAACACCUGCAGAAAGAGAUAGAAGAAGAGAGAGAACACCUGCAGAAAGAGAGAGAAGAAGAGAGAGACAGACUGCAGAAAGAGAUAGAAGAAGAGAAAGACAGACUGCAGAAAGAGAUAGAAGAAGAGAAACACAGACUGCAGAAAGAGAUAGAAGAAGAGAGAGAACACCUGCAGAAAGAGAGAGAAGAAGAGAGAGACAGACUGCAGAAAGAGAUAGAAGAAGAGAGAGCACGCCUGCAGAAAGAGAGAGAAGAAGAGAGAGAACACCUGCAGAAAGAGAUAGAAGAGGUGAAAGGAAGAGUGACAACACAGAUCGAAGGAAACACGGAGCGAGUGGAGGAGCAGAGAGAGAGUCUGAACCAGGAGAAGAAGAGAUUGGCAGAGCAGGCGGACGAGGAAAGGAAGAGAUUGAAGGAGCAGGCGGACGAGGAAAGGAAGAGAUUGAAGGAGCAGGUGAAGAAGGCGAUAGAAGAGGUGAUGAGGAAACAUGCAGCUGAGCUCCACAACGCCCAGGAAGCACUGAGGAAAAACCAAGAGCAGGUGUGUGUACGUGUACAGGAGGACAGGAGGAGUGGUGAAGAGGUGUGUCGAAGGCUGCAGACUGAGAGGGAGGAGCUUAGAGACCAGCUGCAGCAGGCAACCAAUCAGAUCUGGCGUUUGGAAGGAGUCAUUCAGCAGCAAAGUCAGGUGGGUGUGGCCUCUGAAACUCCUCCCACCUGCGGAAUCCACUGUUCCCACCUCCGAGAGGAUCUCCAGCACAUACAGGAAGAGAUGGAGCGACAGAGAGAGAGUUACCAGAGGGAGAUGACAGGUCUGAGAACAGACAAACAGAGACUGGAGGAGAAGGUUCUAGAGCUCAACCAACAGACCCAAGAGAACACAGACAGAAACGUUCUAGAACACAACCAAGAGAACACAGACAGAAACGUUCUAGAACACAACCAAGAGAACACAGACAGAAACGUUCCAGAACACAACCAAGGGAACACUGACAGAAACGUUCUGGAACACAACCAAGGGAACACUGACAGAAACGUUCUGGAACACAACCAAGGGAACACUGACAGAAACGUUCUGGAACACAACCAAGAGAACACAGACGAGAGAAUCCGGUCAGAGUGUGAGGAGCACCUGAGGGCGGAGCUUGAUGCGGCUGUUGCCACGAGCAACCAGAGAGAGCAGGAGCUGCAGACUCAACUAGCAGAUCUCCAAUCACAGGUGGAGGGGAAGGCGGGGCCAGCAGAGGGUCACCAUGAUGACAGCGAGAUUGACAGGCUGCGGAGGGAGGUGCAGGAGACCAGAGACAUGAACCAGAGACUGAGAGAGCAGCUGCAGGAGGAACAGAGACACUCUGAAGAACGACACACGGCGUUGCAGGCUCUGGAGAGACAAGCUCAGGAGGAACUGCAGACCGAGAGGAACAGACUCCACACACUACACCUGUUACAGCUAGAUAAGCAGGGUACAGAGCUGAGCCAGCAGUACACCGAGUGGAGUAGACAGUUGACCCAGAGACACAUGAAACACAUCGAAGACCUGCAGGCGGAACUACACACACACACAGAGAUGAUGGCCCUGCAUGUGGACUUGAAGCAGCAGAAUCAGUACCAGGUGUUUGAGCGUCAGCUGGAUGAGAGUCGCUGUGCCGUUCUGGAACUACAGAGGGAAAACACUGUACUGAGGUCGGGAGAGGAGGCGAUGGGAAGAGAAAGAGAGCAGAAGGAGAGAGAGGAGGAAGCCCAACGACUGAGAGUGGAGGUGGACAGACUGAGAGAAGAGGUGGAGAAACUGGAAGAGGCUCAGAAACAACGGGAGGAACAGAGAGAAGAAGAGAUGAGAGAAGAGGAGGCGCGAAGAGAGAUGGAGGAGAAGAGGAGGGACGAGGAGAAGAGGACGGAGGAGGAGAACAGGAGAGAGGAGGGGAAGAGGAGAGAGGCCGAGGUUGAGGAGAAGAGGAAGGUGGACGAGGAGAAGAGAAGGAAGGCGGAGGAGGAGGAGAAGAGGAGGAAGGAGGAGGAGGAGGAGGAGAGGAGAGAGGAAGUGAAGAAAGAGCACAGGAGAGCGAUGCAGAGUCUGGUGUGUGAAUACAGCAGCUGUCAGGCAGAGCUACAGACUCGCAUAGUGGCCCUGGAAACAGAGCUACGGGAGCGUGAGGAGAGGUGCAGGAGGAGGGAGGUUCCUCUCUGUGAUGAUCUCCAGAUGGGGAGACUACAGGAGAGACUCACUGAGAGGAACCAGCUCAUCAAACGCCUGGUGGAGGAACGACAUCAGCUGCAGUUUCAUCCUCCGGUUGCCGGGGACAACGGAACCCUCAGGCUCCAUGACAACAGGCCACACCCCGGGAUCGUUACACCAUCUAUGAGGAGGAAGCGUGUGGAGGAGUCUCCGCCCGCAUCACCAGCGUUCCAAACCUCAGCGCCUACGAGAGGAGCGUCCUCCUCCCCCACGACACCCUCCCCUGCCUCCCCCAACAUCCCUCCCUCCUCAACUCUGCCCUACGCCUCCUCCUCUCUCCCCCGUUCCUCCCCCUCCCUCCCCCGUACUCCCAGGUCUCCCAGUUUGGAUCCCAGCGGUCGCGGCCCUCUCUCUCGUACCCCCACUCCUCUCCCCCUGCUCCCACCCCCCCUCCCCCUCUGUCCAUCCUCCCUCCCCGAGCCUCGACACGGGAUUCGACACGUCACCUCACCCUCGCAGGAGCUCCGCCCACACCUGAACAGCCAGUCAACCAGGAGCCCAUAUUUGGAGCAGAGGGGGAGUGGCCAGGGGGCAGAGGGGCGGGACCCUCAGAGGCAGGAUUGGUACACAAAGUACUUCUCCUUCUGAACACACACACACACACACACACACACCACACACACACACAGGUGACCUCUACACACCUGUACAACACACUCAGCUUUAAACAAAACACCUGACAGACCAAAACGAUGCUUGUUCAAUGCAAAUGUCUUGUAUUAUAAUCUAUAAUGUGGA